Cyclocybe aegerita is the source of this 1536-nucleotide messenger RNA. NCBI's taxonomy places the organism in Eukaryota, Fungi, Basidiomycota, Agaricomycetes, Agaricales, Hemipholiotaceae. The record is from the annotation of a GenBank genome assembly.
AUGGCUGCUACCGCUCUCCUCAUCUCACCCACCACUCCUUCAGACUACCAUCGCAUAAUCUCACCAAACCUCUCCGUCCCAUCCGAUUCAAAAAUCUCCAUCCCCGUAGGCCUCCUCGCUUGCCAACGCGAUCCCCUCUUACGCGCUCUCGAAACCACCGUCGUCAGCGCGUCCGUAGCCCAACCCCCACCGGCUGCUGCUGAUGCAUCCGCAAAGAAGACGAAGAAAGCCGUACUGGCACCCGAUCUUCCCAAGGAGCCUCUACUGCAUGUCCUCCUGCAUGACACCGUAAUCUUUCCAGAAGGCGGAGGACAGCCCACUGACACCGGGUUGAUUACCACCAGCGCUGAUGGUACCACCUGGGAAGUCGUGCAGGCAAAGCGACACGGCGGACACGCAGUGCACUAUGUGAAGAUUCCAGCCGGAGUCGAAGUUGACGCUGCCUUGCUUGCGUUCCAAUCUGGUGCGAAGGCUACAGUGUCCCUCGGCCAAGAAGGAUACGACAGGCGAUACGACCAUAUGUCCAUGCACACCUCGCAGCACCUUCUCUCUGCGCUCCUCGAGACACGUCUGAAUCUGCCGACGCUGUCGUGGUCGCUGACAAGCUAUCCAAGUCCUUGCUACGUCGAGGUACCCCGUGGAAUGACCGCCGAAGAAAUUUCGUCUAUCCAGACCGAGGCGAAUAGACUGGUUUUCGAAGGCCGAAGAGUGCGUGUUGAGGUCGAGGAGCUGGAUGCAGAGCAAGAACGGGGUAAAGGGGUGCCCAAGUUAGAAAGUGGACGAGCAGUCGGUAAAGCGCUUCCUGAAGACUACACAGGCGGUGUCAGACGCGUAGUAAUCAUCGAUGGCGUCGACCGUAAUCCGUGCUGUGGAACUCACCUACCAAGCAUCCACAAUUUGCAACUGUUCCUCCUACCCCACACCGAAGCACUCUCUCGAUCCUCGGCCACAUCUGCACGCCUCUGCUUCCUCUCCGGACCUCGGCUCAUCGCUCAUCUCACGAGCACGCACACCCUCCUCACCAAUACCGCCUCGAUCCUGAGCUGUGGCCCUCCCCUUGUUCCUGACCGCGUGAACCAGGUGGCUGAAGAACGGAAGCGUGCAGAGAAGCGCGUCUCGGACGUCGAGCAGGAGCUCGCAGAGCAUAUCGCGAAGGACCUGGUCGCUCAGAUCACGAAGCAAGAGGUUGGCGAGCUUUUCAAGCAUCAUGUGCAUCGGACAGACGACACAAGCAAUGCUCUCGGGUUCCUCUCUUCUAUAGCAUUCGCAGUCACCAAUGCGUUACAGGCAGAAGCGAAGAGUUCGUACCUGAUCGCGUUCUCCUCCACGCCUUCCUCGCAGACAACAUCUUCUAUUUCGACAGUUUUGGUGCUGGGGUCUGACGAUGCUAAAGUCAAGGCAGCGGGAGAAGGUCUUAAGGCCAAGGCAGGCGUGAAGGGCGGCGGAAAGGGAUCUAGAUGGAGCGGUAAGUUUGUCGGGGUAUGGAAGGAGACCAGAGACAAUGUUGCAGUAGAAGAAGUCUUAAAGGAUCUCUAG